Messenger RNA from Candida dubliniensis CD36, 1686 nucleotides. RefSeq lists its product as uncharacterized. Gene Ontology annotation, cellular component: nucleus. The record is from RefSeq and is a predicted model, not a curated record. Lineage: Eukaryota; Fungi; Ascomycota; Pichiomycetes; Serinales; Debaryomycetaceae. Gene Ontology annotation, molecular function: ubiquitin binding. Gene Ontology annotation, biological process: proteasome-mediated ubiquitin-dependent protein catabolic process. The coding region runs from base 1 to 1686 and encodes 561 amino acids. The transcript has a single exon.
AUGGAUGAAAGUAUACCCACUUUUCUUGCCGUUACAGGAUUAGAAGAUGAAUCUGUUGCCAAACAAUUUUUAGAAGUGGCUGGUGGCGACUUAGAAUUGGCAGUGACAUUAUAUAUGGAAUCGGGCCAACACGGUGCAAGUAAAUCUUCAACAACAAACGACAACAACAACAGCACUAACACUGGUGAUAGCACUAAUCCAAUAACAUUUGCCAAUGAGGAUGAAGAUGAAGCAUUAGCGAAACGCUUACAAGAAGAAGCAUAUCGUGCUAAUGAUAAUAGUAAUGAUAAUGUUCGUGAAGCUGAUACAAAUGUCCAUCGACACGAAACAUUAGUGGACAAUGUUGGAUUUCCUGGGUUUAUAAAUCAACAACCAAGCAUUACGAGACCAAGUGAUAUUUUUGGUAAUAGACAUCAAGGUGUUUUCCACCAACGAUUUGAUUUCCAAGAACAUAUGAGGAUGCCUGGAUUCGGUGAUGAUGAUGAUGAUGAUGAUGAUGAAAUUGAUGACGAAUAUCAUGAUUCACAUGAUAUACAGGUAUUAGAUUCUGAUGAAGAUGAAGGUGAAGAAGAAGGACAUGAUAAUGGUUCUACAGGAGGAGGAGGAGGGAUAACUGGUCGUAGAAGACAAUUGAGACAAAAUCGUCAUCAAGAAUUAUCAUCUACUCAAAGACGAUUAGCAAAUUUAUUUCGUCCACCAUUUGAUAUUAUUUCUAUAUUAAAUCUUGAUGAAGCUAAAUAUCAAGGUCGACAAUUGAAAAAAUGGAUACUAAUAAAUAUUCAAGAUUCACUGGAAUUUCAAUGUCAAUUAUUAAAUCGAGAUUUUUGGUCAAAUGAAAGAAUUAAACAAAUUGUUAAAGAAAAUUUUAUUUUUUUACAAUAUCAAACUGAUUCAGUUAAUGGUCAAUCAUAUAUUAAUUUUUAUCAUGUUGAUAAAUUUCCUCAUAUUGCCAUUUUGGAUCCAUUAACAGGAGAAAGAGUAUAUAAAUGGAUUGAUGGUAAAGUCCCUUUAGUAAAUGAUUGGAUUGAACAAACUUAUAAGUUUUUAGAUUCAUUUUCAUUGAUUCCAGGAUCAAAAAAUCCUUUAGUUCAUCAUGAAGUGAAAAUAGAUCCUACUAGUUUAAGUGAAGAUCAACAAAUUCAAUUGGCAAUGAAACAAUCAAUUAUAGAUAAUAAUGUCGAUAAUAAUGAUGAAAGUAACAGUAGGAGUUAUAGAUCAGGAAAUACUGUUGAUGAUGCCAUUGAAUUGGAUAGUGAUGAUGAUGAUGAUGAUGAUGAUGAUAGUGGUAUACCCGAUGAUAUCCUUUCAACUCCAUCAUUAGGCACCCCACAAGAACAACCGGGACCAGAAAUACCAAAAGAUCAAGAUCAAGAUCCAUUUGAAUCUAUUACUCCAAUAAAUCAUCCAGAACCUACUGAACAACCAUUCACCAGAAUUCAAAUCAGAUUCCCUAAUGGUAAACGAUUGGUCCGUAAAUUGAAUCCAGAUACUAAAAUUAAAUCAAUAUUUGAAUGGUUAAAAUAUGUAUUACAAGAUGGUUUUCAAGAAUAUGGUUUAAAUUCUCCUGAUGAUAGAUUUAUUUUAUCCAAUAGCUCCAACAAAGCUUUUAAAUUUAUAGAUUCUUUGGAUAAAACUAUCGAGGAAGCUAAUUUGAAAAAUGCUAGUAUUCUUUUAGAACAAGAUUAA